This is a messenger RNA of Spizellomyces punctatus DAOM BR117, 617 nucleotides long. RefSeq names its product histone H2A.X. Gene Ontology annotation, molecular function: structural constituent of chromatin; DNA binding; protein heterodimerization activity. The transcript is spliced from 3 exons. Gene Ontology annotation, cellular component: nucleosome. Lineage: Eukaryota; Fungi; Chytridiomycota; Chytridiomycetes; Spizellomycetales; Spizellomycetaceae. Bases 102 to 518 code for a protein of 138 amino acids. The record is from RefSeq and is a predicted model, not a curated record.
UCGCGUUAUUGUCCAAUAAACUGCCUUAUCUUCUUCAUCUGUCGUACUUAUCGACGUGUUCUUUCGUUUGAAUCGAACGUAUCUUCUUACUCACACUUGCAAUGGCUGGAGGCAAAGGAAAGGCUGGUGCUGAAAAGGCUCCCAAAGGUGGCAAGUCGCGCUCUUCUCGUGCUGGUCUUCAGUUCCCUGUUGGCCGUAUCCACCGUCUUCUCCGCAAGGGCAACUACGCUCAGCGUGUCGGUGCCGGUGCACCUGUCUACUUGGCUGCGGUGUUGGAAUACCUGGCUGCUGAAAUUCUAGAGUUGGCAGGCAAUGCCGCUCGCGACAACAAGAAGACGCGUAUCAUUCCUCGUCAUUUGCAAUUGGCCAUCCGGAACGAUGAGGAGCUUAACCGACUUCUCGGCAAUGUGACCAUUGCUCAAGGUGGUGUCCUCCCCAACAUCCACUCUGUCCUCUUGCCCAAGAAAACCAAGACUGGAAAGGGCGAAAAGGGAGGCUCUCAGAGCCAGGAAUACUAGGCUGUCGGAAAGCCAAGGUGUUUUUGAACACCCGAGUUUUGUAUAUAUGUAGUAUGGGUGCCGCCCAAAUAUGUCUAUAAGGAGCUACGCUAUCAGCCA